Messenger RNA from Staurois parvus, 522 nucleotides. NCBI's taxonomy places the organism in Eukaryota, Metazoa, Chordata, Amphibia, Anura, Ranidae. The record is from the annotation of a GenBank genome assembly.
UGGUCAUCCCCUGUACUGUCUGCAGUCUCUGGUCAUCCCCUGUGCUGUCCGCAGUCUCUGGUCAUCCCCUGUACUGUCUGCAGUCUCUGGUCAUCCCUUGUACUGUCUGCAGUCUCUGGUCAUCUCCUGUACUAUGUCCGCAGUCUCUGGUCAUCCCCUGUACUAUGUCCGCAGUCUCUGGUCAUCCCCUGUACUAUGUCUGCAGUCUCUGGUCAUCCCCUGUACUAUGUCUGCAGUCUCUGGUCAUCCCCUGUACUAUGUCCGCAGUCUCUGGUCAUCCCCUGUACUAUGUCUGCAGUCUCCGGUCAUCUCCUGUACUGUGUCCGCAGUCUCUGGUCAUCCCCUGUACUAUGUCUGCAGUCUCCGGUCAUCUCCUGUACUGUGUCCGCAGUCUCUGGUCAUCUCCUGUACUAUGUCUGCAGUCUCUGGUCAUCCCCUGUACUGUCUGCAGUCUCUGGUCAUCCCCUGUACUAUGUCCGUAUCUCUGGUCAUCUCUGUACUAUGGACCAAAAAAUACGGUAU